Colletotrichum orchidophilum is the source of this 690-nucleotide messenger RNA. Its product is annotated as EF-1 guanine nucleotide exchange domain-containing protein. The record is from RefSeq and is a predicted model, not a curated record. Lineage: Eukaryota; Fungi; Ascomycota; Sordariomycetes; Glomerellales; Glomerellaceae. Gene Ontology annotation, biological process: translational elongation. The transcript is spliced from 4 exons. Gene Ontology annotation, cellular component: cytosol; eukaryotic translation elongation factor 1 complex. The coding region runs from base 1 to 690 and encodes 229 amino acids. Gene Ontology annotation, molecular function: translation elongation factor activity; guanyl-nucleotide exchange factor activity.
AUGGGCUUCGCCGACCUUCUCACUGAUGCUGGUGCUGCCAUACUGAACAGCUGGCUCACCACCCGCUCCUACAUCGUCGGCUCCACCCCUUCCCAGGCCGACGUUGCUACCUUCAAGGCUCUUCAAUCCGUUCCUGAUGCGGAGAAGUACCCCCAUGCCGCUAGAUGGUACAAGCACAUCGCUUCCUACGAGAGUGACUUCGCCACCCUUCCCGGCGAUGCGUCCAAGUCCUACUCCGUCUACGGCCCUGAGGCCACUGAGCUCCCCGUGAACCCCGCCAAGGCCCCGGCCGCCGAGGAGGAUGACGACGAUGUCGAUCUGUUCGGCUCUGACGACGAGGAGGAGGAUGCCGAGGCUGCUCGCAUUCGUGAGGAGCGUCUCGCCGAGUACAAGAAGAAGAAGGACAACAAGCCUAAGCUUGCCGCCAAGUCGGUUGUCACCAUGGAUGUCAAGCCCUGGGAUGACGAGACUGAUAUGGCUGCCCUUGAGGCUGGUGUUCGCGCCAUCGAGCACGACGGUCUUGUUUGGGGUGCCUCUAAGCUUGUCCCCGUCGGCUUCGGUAUCAAGAAGCUCCAGAUCAACCUUGUCGUUGAGGACGAGAAGAUCAGCUUGUCUGAUCUUGAGGAGGAGAUUGCCGAGCUUGAGGACUACGUCCAGUCGGUGGACAUUGCUGCUAUGCAGAAGCUGUGA